Diaporthe batatas is the source of this 1026-nucleotide messenger RNA. RefSeq lists its product as uncharacterized. The transcript has 3 exons. The coding region runs from base 1 to 1026 and encodes 341 amino acids. Lineage: Eukaryota; Fungi; Ascomycota; Sordariomycetes; Diaporthales; Diaporthaceae. The record is from RefSeq and is a predicted model, not a curated record.
AUGUCUUUCAACGACAACGACAACUCCAACUACGGCGGCAACGACUCGAGCCUUGGCUCUGAGCGCCGUGGACAAGACACCUACGGCAGCGGCGGCAACGACUCCUCUUACGGAGACAGUCAGCGCACCGGCGGUAACUUUGGCGGCGACUCUCUGUCUUCCAACCGCCGGGAUGACAGCGGCCUCGGUGCUUCGACCGGAUCCGACUCGUACGGCUCGGGCGGUGACACCCUAGGCAGCUCCGGGCGCACGGGCGGCCUGGAUGACAACCUGGGCUCGUCUGGCCGCAACACCGACAGCGGGUUUGGCUCAUCCCGCCGGGAUGAUGACAACCUCGGGAGCUCUGGCCGCACUGGCGGCAUCGGGUCGGACUCCUAUGGCUCGGGCGGAGACUCUCUUGGCAGCUCGGGACGCACCGGUGGUAUCGGUUCGGACUCGUACGGCUCGGGCGGAGAUAACCUCGGCAGCUCUGGCCGGACUGGUGGCGUCGGGUCUGACAACUAUGGGUCCAGCGGCAACGUCGACAGUGGCUUUGGCUCCACCCGCCGCGACGACGACAACCUGGGCAGCUCGGGACGUACUGGUGGCAUUGGCUCCGACUCCUACGGCUCAGGCGGGGAUAACCUCGGCAGCUCGGGACGGACUGGCGGUAUUGGCUCCGAUUCCUACGGCUCAGGCGGGGACAACCUGGGCAGCUCAGGCCGCACCGGUGGCGGCCUUGACUCGUCCGACAACUACGGCUCCUCUGGCCGCAACACCGAUAGCGGGUUCGGAGGCGGCUCUGACAAUACCACGGGGCUCGGCUCCAGUGGCGCGGGCUCCGACUCGUACGGCACCAGCGGGACGUCGCACGGUCGCGACAACGACGAGUAUGGCAGCAGCGGCAAGACUGGCAGCGGCAAGAAUGAUUCUACGUUCGGCAAGAUCCUCGAGAAGGCUGGCGAUGUGCUGAAGAAUGAGAAGCUUGAGCAGAAGGGCCGUGAGAAGAGGGAGGGUGCUGGUCUUGGUUCGUCCAAUGAUUACUAG